GGCGCCACUGUCGGAUUCAACGCCAACCAAGAUGGAGCCUUGCCCAGGGACAGCGUGUUGGCGGCGGCGCGAAGCACGACGGGCAAGCCGAGUCUGGUGCUGCGACCGUAUGGACUAACCAAGCGGGUGUGGAGUAUUUGGCCCCGUUCGUCCACUUCCAGGUCUGCUUCCAUCUGAAUCCGACCCCCCCACUCCAACAAACGUGACGGGUGCCGUGCGAAAGCGCCAUGUUCCUUGAAGCUACCUUUGGCCCCCUUUGGGACUGCAUGUGGAGGCGGCACGUAUCGAGGCAAGAUGGCGAUGUGGCCGUGAACGGACGGAGCUUGCCACGUACCUCGUCAUGGACAGUUCAUGUUGUGAAAUAUUCCGAUUGGGUGAAAUCCACCCGACGACCGCUAGCUGUGGCGGACAAGUGCUGCCAUAAACUACAGAGCCCACAUACGGCGGCACCGACGCGUCGGCAGUCGACUCGGGCAGUCGACGGGCGCAUCGCUGGUAUGGCGCAGGCAUUGCUUGGCGAACGUUGCUGGUGAUUCGAGCAACUCGGCAUUGGAGGGCGAGAAGCCGGAUAAAAUUUCCGGAUGUGCAGCUCCACCACCAAACGAGACGGAACAACGAUGGCGACGUCGCAGGUAUUUGACUUGUUCGGCGGGCGGACGCUGCAUGUGGCGUUCUAUACGGACGUGAAGAACAGCGCGUCGUUGCUGCAUAAGAUCCUGUCCAGCGAUCUCAACGUCGCCCUCAUCAACGCAGACAUGGUUGUGAGUCUGUUUCAAGUUCACGUUGCUGCGUCGCGGGCCCUGCUCUCUGCGCAGAACCACUCGCUCACAACCAACUCCCUCCACUCGGAGCUCGUGUUCAAUCUGUCUGGGUCGCGCAACGUCACCGACUCGCUUCGCAAAUUUGGCAUGAGCAACAACGCAACUCAGGUCCUUGUUUGUGCGUUUGACGAUCGAGGUGUCCUCGACGCGGUUGACAUUGACGGAACACCGACACCCGUGACCGCCAUCGACAACUGCGCCCACUUGACGCCAGAUCACGUCCAAGCGCUGAAGAAACACUACAAGAUUCACGACGUCGAGCUCCAAGUGACCACACUCAGUGACGCCAUCGUGAGUCGAAUCGCCACCAAGAACGUCAAUAAGUAACAACACGAGCAAUGUUUCAUGCGUUUGAGCAGCAGGGGGGCUUGCCACCCCGUGCUGGUCUUGGUUGAAUGGGAGUUCACCAGCGCAUAUUCGACCAACAUUGUGAACUGGUAUGGAGCGACUCGUCAGCCGCCGUCGUCGGAAGGCUGAUCCUCCUGGUCGAU
Messenger RNA from Aphanomyces invadans, 1312 nucleotides. RefSeq lists its product as hypothetical. Bases 582 to 1148 code for a protein of 188 amino acids. Gene Ontology annotation, biological process: telomere maintenance via recombination; tRNA threonylcarbamoyladenosine modification. NCBI's taxonomy places the organism in Eukaryota, Oomycota, Saprolegniomycetes, Saprolegniales, Verrucalvaceae. The transcript has 2 exons. The record is from RefSeq and is a predicted model, not a curated record. Gene Ontology annotation, cellular component: cytosol; nucleus; EKC/KEOPS complex.